Messenger RNA from Ornithorhynchus anatinus (platypus), 768 nucleotides. RefSeq names its product sosondowah ankyrin repeat domain family member C (gene SOWAHC). The record is from RefSeq and is a predicted model, not a curated record. Lineage: Eukaryota; Metazoa; Chordata; Mammalia; Monotremata; Ornithorhynchidae. Bases 1 to 768 code for a protein of 255 amino acids. Gene Ontology annotation, molecular function: protein binding. The transcript has 2 exons.
AUGUCGGAGCCGGGCGAGGAGGAGGCGGCGGCGGCGGCGGCGGGGCGGGAGCGCGGCAAGCGUCCGGGCAAGAAGAAGGGCCGGGCGGCGGCCGCCCUGGACCCGCUGGAGCACGCCUGGAUGCUGUCGGCGGCGUCCGGGCGGUGGGCCGGCCUGGAGGGCCUGCUGGCCUGCGAGCCGGCCCUGCUGGCCAAGAGGGACUUCGUCACCGGCUUCACCUGCCUGCACUGGGCCGCCAAGCACGGGCGCCACGAGGUGCUGGCCACCCUCGUGCACUUCGCCGCCCGCCGCGGCCUGGCCGUCGACGUCAACGCCAGGACCAGCGGCGGCUACACCGCCCUGCACCUGGCCGCCCUGCACGGCCACCUGGAGGUGGUGAAGCUGCUGGUCGGGGCCUGCGACGCCGACGUGGACAUCAGGGACUACAGCGGCAGGAAGGCCUCGCACUACCUCGACCGCGCCGCCGCCGAAGGCGUCAAGGGCCUGGUCGGCGACGAGGGCGACGAGGCCGACGCCGCGCCGGACGCCGGGCCGCGGCGCUGGAGGCUGUCCAGGAUGCUGCCCUCGCACCCCGCGGCCCACAGGCCGCCGCGCCCGCCGGCCGCCGGCAGGCCCGGGGAGCCCGCCGACCGCGGGGCGUCCAAGCCCAGGCUCGGGAGGCUCCGCUUCCGCGCCCAGCCCGCCCGCCCCGGGGAGCCCGGGCCCCGACCGCCCGAGGACGGGGACGAGGAGGCCGACGGGACCGGCGGGGCCGGCGUCUCCGGCUAG